This is a messenger RNA of Cotesia glomerata, 552 nucleotides long. Its product is annotated as protein GET1-like. Lineage: Eukaryota; Metazoa; Arthropoda; Insecta; Hymenoptera; Braconidae. Gene Ontology annotation, biological process: tail-anchored membrane protein insertion into ER membrane. The transcript is spliced from 2 exons. The record is from RefSeq and is a predicted model, not a curated record. Bases 18 to 521 code for a protein of 167 amino acids.
GUCAAAAUAAACACGAUAUGUCAGUUAAAAAAAUGAACAAUUUAUUAAUUAUAUCAACUGGAAUCUGUCUGUUCGCACAAACAGUUCCGGUAUUAAUAAAGUCCAUAAUAUCAUGGAUGUAUGCAGAAAGUCCAAGCGAAGCGGCAAUUAAAAAUGAAAUGCAACAAUUAGAGCAAGAAAUGGCAAGCAUAUCGAUGGUCGACGAGUUUGCGAAAUACACCAGAGUUCAACGCCGGCACACAUUAUUAAAAAAAAAUUACGCCGAUGGUAUGACGGCCCGCGUGUCUACAAGAAACAAAAUUCAAAUAUUUUUAAUUUAUUUCGCAAAAUUAUUUAAUGGAAUUGCGGUGGCAGUUUUGCUUUAUUUCUGGAGAAAUGAGCCAGUUAUUGUUUUACCUAAAGGUACACUGUGGCCAAUUAAUAGUAUUUUAAGCUGGCCAGGAAUUUACAAUGAUUCUAUUUCAUUAUUUAUGUGGAUGGGUAUCACCACUUUUGUAAUGUCUAAAUCGCUUGUUUCAUAAAUUAUUAAAAUAAAAUUAGCAGACAUUUGAC